AUGCUCUUCCUCAAGGCCCUCGGACUUCUUCCCUUCGUAGCCAUGGCUUUGGCCGGCCCUUCUAAGUUUGCGGACACAUGUCAAGACAUUGAUGGCGAAGGCACAACUCUGCGAGCACAGUGUCAAGAGAGGGAGAAUGGCCAACUCAGAUGGAGCACACUCGACCUGAACCGGUGCAUCAAGAAUAACAAGGGCAAUCUAAAGUGCGGAAAGAAUGGCAAUUACUCCGGCUCUUGCAUCAACUGCACCCUUCGUGGAAUCGCCGAGUUUUCCUGCCAGUGCCGUAACUCCGAAGACGAUCACAGACACGUUGCUACCACCCUCGAUCUCAACAAAUGUAUCAGCAACGACCAUGGCGAGCUUCGGUGCUAG
Molecule: messenger RNA, 372 nt
Organism: Penicillium mononematosum
Lineage: Eukaryota; Fungi; Ascomycota; Eurotiomycetes; Eurotiales; Aspergillaceae
Product: CVNH domain-containing protein
Exons: 4
Coding region: 1-372 (123 amino acids)
Source: RefSeq, a predicted model, not a curated record